AUGGCACACCAAGCAGACGCUCUUCCCUGGAAAGAUUUCGCAAGCAUUUUCGAUUUUGCCUACCGCAGCAAAAGGCAUCAUGGAGAGACAAAUCUGUUCGCGCGACAAAGAACAUCAGUACAAGUCAGACAGUUGUAUUCCUUUGUCAGCGCUUUUGUACGCAUACUGGAAGAGCACACCGACAAGGAGAUGUCCAUGUAUGUGGAUGUAGAACAAGACGAUGAAGUCAUAUCAGAGUCAACGGCUAGGAACAUCCAGCAUUUAGUACAACCUACAAACCCAGUGUUCAGCGUCGAGGGCAGGAAGAUAUCGUUCUGGACAGAUCGUGUGGGGACUGCGAAUUCACGGGAAGAUAAAACGGGGACGUUCACGGCGCUGUUGCUGCAGGACGAAAUGGAUGCUCUAUUCUCGAUCAGGGCAGAACCUCCCAUACAAUUAUGUCUCAAACGAGGUCGCUGCUCACAUUCGUGUACGAAGUUCGGACUGCCAGAGCUGGUGGAUACAGCGAUGAUGGCAUAUAUCUGUCUGAAUAUGCUGUUUCAAAAAACUGAAUUGCAUGAUGCAGAAACACGAGCGAAUUAUAUACAAUCUGGGAAAUCAGGGGAUUCUCUUAUCAUGGAUGAAAACGUCCUGGACUAUCGUUCAACUCGCGGAUAUCAAAAAAUGCUAUUCGAAUGUACCCAAAGCAAAACUAUUUGUGGUGCGGUUAUUCAUACAAUUCCACACCGACAAUUCUAUGGGUAUCAAGACUGUUCAUAUACUACAGAGGAAGAAUUCGGAUUCCUCACACUCCCAGCGUUAAUCUCUCGCUUUACUCGCGGCAUAUACCAACCAGACAGUCAUGAUGUUGCUAUUGUUAUAUACAUCCUCCAACAGAUGGGCCUCCCCACAGAACUCAUCCUUAUUAUCCUUGAGUUGGCGGAAUAUGCACCCAAGGGUAGUAUCCCGAUUCCGCAUGACCCCUUACACAAGAAAAAUUUGCCAGAGUUGCAGAAAUAUUUAGAUUACUGCUGGCAGCUCCUCGUCAGAACCAACAUGCUAGUCAAAUAUCGAGACAAUGACUGGGAAGGGCGGGUCCUAGAAUGCAUUUGGAAGUUGUUCGGGGUAGAGCAUCCAAGACAUUUUCUCCGCUCAAGGGCGAACAGGCCUUGA
Messenger RNA from Aspergillus tanneri, 1152 nucleotides. RefSeq lists its product as uncharacterized. The transcript has a single exon. Bases 1 to 1152 code for a protein of 383 amino acids. The record is from RefSeq and is a predicted model, not a curated record. Lineage: Eukaryota; Fungi; Ascomycota; Eurotiomycetes; Eurotiales; Aspergillaceae.